CUGCUCGCUUUGAUAAUGGAGAGUGACAGUGAAGUUUCAUCACCGGUUGAACCGAGAAAACCGAACCGAAACCUGGAAAAUCUGCUGUUUUUUAAAGUGUACAAGCGGAGGUGGUUCGUUCUGCUGUUGCUGUGUCUGUUAAACUGCUCAAACGCCACCAUAUGGAUAUCCUUUGCACCAGUAGCAGAUGAGUCUGCCAAGUUCCUGAAAACCAGUCUGGACCAAAUCAACUGGUUAUCCAUGGUCUACAUGGUGGUGGCCAUACCGCUCAGUUUUGGGACCACCUGGAUGCUGGACAUGCUUGGCCUACGGAUAACGCUGAUUUUGGGGUCCUGGCUGAACAUGCUGGGAGCCCUGCUGCGUGUCCUUGGGGUGGUGCUGGAGGUGCCUGGGGCUGUGUACCCUGUAACAAUGCUGGGUCAGACCUUUGGGGCUGUGGCCCAGCCCCUGAUGAUCUUCACCCCCACCAAGCUGGCAGCACUGUGGUUCCCCGAUGACCAGCGUGCCAUCGCCAACAUGAUCGCCUCCAUGUCUAAUCCUCUGGGUAUCCUGCUCGCAAAUAUCAUCUCACCUAAACUGGUAACAACGUACACUCAAAUCCCCACCAUGGUGCUUGUAUAUGCAGUCCCAGCAUGCAUCAUCUGUUUCCUAGCAACAGUGGGGUUACGGAGCAGUGCACCCCCCACGCCGCCGUCAGCCAGCGCUCAGUUUUCCACCUCCGAACCCUUCUUACAGGGGAUCAAGCUGUUACUGAAGAACAAAGCCUACCUCAUCCUGCUGCUGUGUUUUGGGUCAGGGAUCGCUGCUUUCACCUGCUUCUCCACGCUCCUGGAGCAGAUCCUGUGCGUUCGUGGUUACACCAACGACUUUGCAGGACUGUGCGCCGCCCUCUUCAUCGUCUUUGGCAUCCUCGGCGCCGCCUUACUGGGUCUCUACGUCGACAAGACUAAGAAGUUCAUUGAGGUCACCAAAAUCAACCUGGGCCUGUGUGCUCUGAUGUGCAUCGCCUUUUCAGUGGUCUCUCUAAUGCGGCAGCAGGAAGUCGCCGUUGCCACCAUUUGCGCUCUGUUUGGGUUUUUUGGAUUCUCCACUUACGCGAUUGCCAUGGAGCUCUCUGUGGAAUGCUCCUAUCCAGUUGGAGAAGCCACUUCGACAGGACUCAUCUUUGUGUCAGGGCAGGUUCAGUCCGUCCUCUACAUCCUCCUCCUCCAGGCUUUGACCACACCCCUCGCCGAUUCGCCUCUGUCCACCUGCGGAGGUGCCGUCCUGAGCUGGAAGGUGCCGAUGCUGGUGAUGGCGGGACUGUGCACCUUCUUCAUCUGCUGCUUCAUCCUUUUUUUCCACACAAACUACAAACGACUGGAAGCAGAACAACACUCCUCCAACGGCAGCACCACCCCCAACUAUGGCGUCACCACCAGCCAAUCCAAAUAAAGUGCAUGGAACGUGGACGACAGCGGAAUUAUGGGCAAUUACGUCAUGGCGACCAGCAAGAUCCUACAACGCUUCUAAUUUAAAUUUUAUAAAUAAGUCAAAUUAAGAAAUCCACCUUAGUUUUAUUAGUAUUAGUAGCUAUUAUUAGUGGAUAAGUGGUAUGUGCACAUCAUGCUGGCAGGCUUUGCCGUGCCUGAGCCAUCUCGAGGUUCCCUCAUAUGCACUCAGUUUUGGAUCCUGUUUAUGCCACCUUCAGAAUAUGUAAAUUGCACUCAGAUGGCGCUCAGACCGCCGUCGGUUAGUUGUCCCAUCUUGAUGGCGCCCGGAGAGUUUUGAACAUGUUCAUCACACUCGGGGCCGCCGGCUGAUUUUGACCAAUGAUGUGGACCCUUGCAGAUGGGUGUCAGAACGUUUUGGAACUGAAACCCGACACUUUGUAUGUGGGCUGAUUCAUCAUUCUGACGUCAUCCUGCACGAUUCUGGCUAUGCAUGACGGGGGUAUUAAUUAAAUGUUGGUUAAGAUCCACUGGUGGAAAGAGGUUAGCAAAUGAACUUCUUCAACAUUUAUAAGUUAAACUUUUCAAUUUAAGACAUUCCUGCACUUUCAUUGGACUAAACAUUUUAUAAGUAUUAUUUUUUUUUUAUAUUUUUUUGUCUCAGAUAUUUGAGGUUUCCUAACAAACACCACUGGAAUUUCACAGAAAAUAAUUGUUACAUGUACUUUUUAUUGUGACUGAUUUUCCCGUCUGCUUGGAGACGCCACACCUUCAUCAAGGAAGAAUGGUUUGAGAUUCAUUGAUCAUGCUGGACAAAUUAUAGUCAAAUAUAUUGUUUUUCAGCACUGAUUCAGUUAAAAUUGUGACGAGCACAAUUUAAGACCAACUUCACAUACAGUUUCUUGAGUGGCUUUUUGUUACUUUUGUUUUUAAAAGAUUCCAUGAAAUUUAUUUAGUAUCAGAUUCUUUGUUUAUAGUGAUUAAAUGUGCCUUUACAGGACUUUACAGAUAUACACUAUAAUGUUCCACUAAUUCUUUUUCAGUGUAAAAGAAAAUGGAUUUUAUGAUAUUACACAUCUAAAUUGUGGUUUUUAUGGAAAAAAAAAUUUACUACAAAUGUAAAAA
Thalassophryne amazonica is the source of this 2555-nucleotide messenger RNA. It is a transcript of the gene slc49a3, whose product is annotated as solute carrier family 49 member 3. The coding region runs from base 16 to 1434 and encodes 472 amino acids. Gene Ontology annotation, molecular function: transmembrane transporter activity. The record is from RefSeq and is a predicted model, not a curated record. NCBI's taxonomy places the organism in Eukaryota, Metazoa, Chordata, Actinopteri, Batrachoidiformes, Batrachoididae. Gene Ontology annotation, biological process: transmembrane transport. Gene Ontology annotation, cellular component: membrane. The transcript has 11 exons.